Molecule: messenger RNA, 4060 nt
Organism: Lates calcarifer (barramundi perch)
Lineage: Eukaryota; Metazoa; Chordata; Actinopteri; Centropomidae
Gene: egln2
Product: egl-9 family hypoxia-inducible factor 2
Exons: 6
Coding region: 538-2223 (561 amino acids)
Biological process (GO): peptidyl-proline hydroxylation to 4-hydroxy-L-proline; cellular response to hypoxia
Cellular component (GO): cytoplasm; nucleus
Molecular function (GO): peptidyl-proline 4-dioxygenase activity; L-ascorbic acid binding; ferrous iron binding
Source: RefSeq, a predicted model, not a curated record
GGUGGGGGGCGAGAGCGAGCGAGAGACAGACACAAACUGGGGGUUCUCGCCGACACAACAGAGAGCACUUUUUUUUUGUUUGGUGAUUGAGGGGACCUUGUGUGGCUCCGAGCAUCUCCCCUCCGUCGGUUUAAUGUGUCAGACCGGCGUUGGUUUCGCCGUCACCCUCCCCUCUUCUCAAUAUUAUUUAUAACCGACAAGAAAAUUGGAUGGGACGCACACACGGGCAAGACAAUCCCGGAAAUAGCAUGCGUACUCUCAGCCUGUCACGUACGCUCGCUGAGGAUUUGCAUUGCUGUAGGCUGCCGUAGAUUUUCUACACAGCCUCAAAAUGUUUAUAGGACGGAUACAAACCAACACACAGCUUGAGUGUUAAAUGAGAGUAAUGGGUAAAAUAAAAACAACUGGAAGAGGACUUGGACAUGAAACUUCUCUCUGUGUGGCAGAGCUCCUCUCCAUCAGAGAAAGCGAGCGGCUGAGCUAGAAAAUGAAGCGAGGACGUGAGCUACGUGCGCAUCCAGCAGAUGACGAGAUGAAAUGGAGAGCUUGGGACACACGGACCUUUUAAACCCAAGCUCUUCCCGCGAAUCCGUCGCUGUUUCAGCUUCGCAGGAGGGAAGGACGAGCGGGCAGCAGCAGCAGCAGCAGCAGCUCGCCUGUGGACCGGCAGAGACUCACCACCACACGUACCGAGCGGACAUGGGGCUCAACGGUUUCUGCGCGGCGCCAGUCGGGAGUCCGACGGCCGCGGAGUUACUCGCGGGUCUGGCCUCUCAGACCGACUCCCCCGGAAUCACAACCCCGACGAAACAGUCCAAAACCGGCGUUCCGCUCUAUAACGGCGGGGUAGUGUCUCCGUCUGCCACCGUGGAGGGGAGCCACGCAGGCGUCUUGGCUCAAACGCCGAACGGGUACCCGGCGCAAAUGAAGGGGGUUGCGGGGGUAACAGGCGGCCCCAUGUACCCCCUUACCAGCAGAGCCUGUCUGGUAGAGAACGGGGACCGGACAGUCCACGAGAAGUGCCCUUUAGCCAUGAGGAGGAUCAAUGGUGACCUGAAAGGUAGGCAGGUACAACCACAGAAACGGAGGGGUGGGGAGAACAGGGACACUGGCUCAGAAACUCCUAAUGGUCUUGUGGUAGGGUCACCAGGGUUAGGAGCUUCUGGGGAUCCUGCUUUUGCUGCGGGAGACUCAGACUUAAAGCGGAGAAGGUUGGCGGAGGGAAGCAUCGCCCACAAAUCUCCAGAGGCCUCCAGAGUGGCCCGGGCAGUCGCCCCCCUCACGGUCACUGUCAACUGCAGCAACAAUACCCAUAGCAACCAAAUGACUGUCAAUAAUGUGCACUGUGUUACUCCCCAGUCUCCCUUCACCCCUCCUGCCCCUCACACGAACCAGCACAACGGACAUAAGGUGGCCUCCUCGGGCCCGCCAGCUGCACCCAGCCAGACCUCCACCUCCCCCGUGGAGGCUAAUGCCAUCCCGACCCCACCACCUCCCGCAGGGGCUGGCUGGUCGGCGGAGCGCAUAGCCCAGCAGUACAUUGUCCCCUGCAUGAAAUACUACGGCAUCUGUGUGAAGGACAAUUUCCUGGGCCCUCAGCUGGGUGACAGGGUGCUGGAGGAAGUGGAGGUCCUAAACCGCAGUGGGAAGUUUCGGGGCGGGCAGCUGGUGAGCCAGAAGAGCAUCCCCUCUCGUAGCAUCCGGGGCGACCAGAUCGCCUGGGUGGAGGGACGUGAGCCCGGGUGUGGGAGCAUCGGGGCGCUGAUGGCUCACAUCGAUGAGGCCGUCAUGUACAGCGCUGCCAAUGGACAGCUGGGGGACUGUGUCAUCAAUGGACGCACUAAGGCCAUGGUUGCCUGUUACCCAGGUAACGGGGCAGGUUAUGUGCGCCAUGUUGACAACCCUAACGGGGAUGGACGCUGCAUCACAUGUAUUUACUAUCUUAACAAGAACUGGGAUGUCAAGAAACAAGGAGGGUUGCUGCAGAUCUACCCAGAAGGCAAAAAUGUGGUAGCCAACAUCGAACCUUUGUUUGACCGGCUGCUCAUCUUCUGGUCUGACCGCAGGAACCCACAUGAAGUCAAGCCAGCCUACGCCACUCGCUAUGCCAUCACAGUCUGGUACUUUGAUGCCAAAGAGAGAGCAGAGGCUAAAGAGAAAUACAGACUGGCAACAGGACAGAAAGGUGUUCAAGUGCCUGUAACUCAAAACAGCAAGACAUAAAUCUAAUCUAAUCACUGGAGAGCACUCUGAAAUAUAAUGUGCCUUCCUGAACUGCUAAUGGACGUCAUGAUCAUAAAGGGAGACACUGUUAAACUGUCAGUCAUCUCUGCAGCUCCACGAGGCUCGUACAUUGUCAGCUGUCAGAUUCACGUCACAGGCCGUGAUGUAAUGUUUUUCCUGCCAUGUGACCUGCGGCGGCUGAUCAAAGAUGUGGCAGAUAAAGAGCACAACAGACUGGAUUUUAUGGCAAAGGUGCGAUCAGAAUUAUGAGUUGUGGCGACAGAAGAAAAGCUUCAACGGUAUCACAGAAUCAUCUAUGAAGAUAACUAACUGAAAGAAAAAAAAAAAAAACAGACUCCUUUUAUUUUGUUGCAUUUUUGCCUGUUCAGUUAUCAGUGAUGUUGUGAUGUAUUGAGAAAUCAUUGUUUUACUCUGCUCUGGUGUCAUUUUAAAUUCAAAACACAAGGAGCAUAAAUGAUCAAUCGGUGGACAGACAAUGGGGAAAAAGGGGGCGCGAGGAGUAGAAAUCAAUGGUGUUGUCUCUGAAAUUCCUUCUUUUCCCCUUGACUGUGAUGUGGUCCCCUUGUCUCAUGAUGUGGGUGAGUGUGUAUGUGUGGUCAGUGUGAAAACAGAGACACAAAAAAGAGAAGGCUCGCAAGGCAUCAAGUGAUUCUCAGCCAUGAUGUAGUGGAAAGUUGCCCAGUGGCGCUGGUUCAGUCAGUCCUGGCUCAAGCACUAACCCUGAACAUUACAAGGUUGUACUCACAAUUUAUCAUCAGUGCAUAAGGUCAACUCUACACUGUAGUUUUACUCCAUAUAGCACGCUAAAUAUAGUUCAGAUAUUAUUCCACAACAUCCGUCAAUCUGAAAAUCUUUUGCAACGGCCUUGAAAUGUUAGUGCCACAAAACCCCCUGAGAAUCCAGCACAAGUGUUUCUUUUUUUCAAUAGUAAUUUCAAUGUGUGUAACAGAUUUUCAAGACUGAACCUAGAGUACACAGAGCUUCUCUACAUACUUGAUGUGCAGCGCUUUCUCUUUGACUGAAACACACGACUCACACUUGAGACAAGAGGCGAGCUGUCCAGGAGACAGGGGUGAAAACAGGGUUUGAUGAGCGUGUUUUGUGUGUUGCUGUGUGUGUGUGUGUGUGUGUGUGUGUGUGUGUGUGUGUGUGUGUGUGUGUGUUGUGUGUGUUUGUGUGUUUGUGUUUGUGUGCGUAUGUGUGCUCAUAUUCAUGUAUGCAGAUUCAGCUUGACUCUUACCUGCUCUUAACACGAUGGAAACUGUAUGUAUCGCCGGUGUGGUAAACCUGCCCAGAAAGACACACGUGACAGAAAGGGUGGAUAACGACAGAUAAUUUCAAGAAAUGAAUGGAAAUGACAACGUUAUACUAAGCAGUACUUUGCAGAAUGAUAACCUCAAUCAGCCUGUACACUUAAGACCAUUUACAGCGUAAAGCACAGAGUUAAGCAUACACUGUAUGUGAACUGCAGGGGUAAAACUACUGUGUGCUCGUGUGUGGGAUUGAGUAUUUGUGUGUAAAUGUCUACUUGCAUAUGUAUGUGACAAAUUCCACUGUCUUGAAGAGGGUCGCAGGUAUUGUCUCAGCGUAUGUUGGAUUGGUUAAAGAGAAGGUUAUUUUAAAAAGCACUUUAUUGUUUGUAAUGCCAUGCGUGAAUGAUAGAAAAAAAUAUAACUAAAAUGUAGAUUAAUGCCUUUAUGCUGUGGAUAAUAUGGUCUUUCAAAUGCAAUAGAAACUAAAACAAUGAGAACAAAUGGAAAUUGUUUGCCUUUUUUUUAAAUUUGGAGUAUUUAAUUAAAACCUGUCUGUUUUUGUA